UAGCCAAGUCAUCACUCAUCAUUAUACCACCUUCCGAAUUGGUCCAAGAGAACCGAGGGCCUAAUCUUUAUUGUUAUUGAUAAGAGCACUGUCUUGCUCCGUAUAAAUUGCUAUUGUCCACCGAAUUGUUGGUCAGUUAUAAUCUUUGCAGCGUUCUGUAUCGAUCGACAAGAAAAUCUGAUAUCAAUAUGAAGUGGUUGUUGUGCUUGGCAGCCUUUGUUGUUUGCGCGCACGCUGUGUCGUUUUUUGACCUAGUGCAAGAGCAAUGGGAUUCCUUCAAGGUUACCCACCAGAAGAACUACGAGAGCCAAACUGAAGAAAAAUACAGGAUGAAGAUCUUCAUGGACAACGCGCACAAAGUGGCGAAACACAACAAAUUGUACGCCUUGGGAUUGGUCACCUACAAACUAGGCAUCAACAAAUACGCCGACCUCCUCCAUCACGAGUUUGUGCACAUCAUGAACGGCUUUAACAGCUCAAAAACCCUAUUGUUGGGCGACACAUCAGAACAAGCCAUCAAGUUCAUCCCUCCUGCAAACGUCAAAUUGCCAGAAAACGUAGACUGGAGAGAUCAAGGUGCUGUCACCGCAGUCAAGGACCAGGGACAUUGUGGAUCCUGCUGGAGUUUCAGCGCGACCGGAGCCCUCGAGGGACAACAUUUCCGCAAAACCGGCAAGCUGGUAUCCCUCAGCGAGCAAAACCUGAUCGACUGUUCUGGUAGAUACGGCAACAACGGCUGCAAUGGCGGUCUCAUGGACAACGCCUUCCGUUACAUCAAGGAAAACAAGGGAAUAGACACCGAAGCUGCCUACCCCUACAGGGCUGAAGACGAGAAAUGCCACUACAACCCCAAGAAGGUCGGUGCCACUGACAAGGGUUUCGUAGAUAUCGAGUCAGGAGCUGAAGACCAGCUGAAGGCCGCCAUCGCGACCGUUGGACCUGUCUCUGUGGCCAUCGAUGCAAGCCACGAAAGCUUCCAGUUGUACGCCGGUGGCGUUUACUACGAGCCUGAGUGUAGCUCAGAAGAGUUGGACCAUGGUGUACUUGCCGUUGGUUACGGAACUGACGAUAAAGGACAAGACUACUGGCUGAUCAAGAACUCAUGGGGAUCCUCCUGGGGAGAUGAAGGUUUCAUCAAGAUGGCCCGUAACAAGGACAACAACUGCGGUGUUGCCACCCAAGCGAGCUAUCCUCUAGUUUAGGAUUGUGAUUUUUUAAAAUUUUGAUAUUUUUUUAAUUGUUUUAGAGUUUGCCUACUUCAAUGGCUGUGUAUAUACAUUUUUAAUGAUAAUUGAGAAGAUCCUUUAAGUUUU
This is a messenger RNA of Coccinella septempunctata (seven-spotted ladybird), 1313 nucleotides long. Its product is annotated as cathepsin L-like. NCBI's taxonomy places the organism in Eukaryota, Metazoa, Arthropoda, Insecta, Coleoptera, Coccinellidae. The record is from RefSeq and is a predicted model, not a curated record. Gene Ontology annotation, molecular function: cysteine-type endopeptidase activity. Bases 189 to 1202 code for a protein of 337 amino acids. The transcript is spliced from 4 exons. Gene Ontology annotation, cellular component: lysosome. Gene Ontology annotation, biological process: immune response.